AUGAUUGUGGGAUGUCUCUGUAGAAAUGAAGUUGAGAGAGGAUCAGCCGCUCACUGCUCAUAUGAAAUUUGUCUAUGUACUGACUUGCGGACAGAAAUCAAAGCGUUCAACUACACGCACAGCGUGGAACGGCAAAUACUAAGGAUGCAUGUUGAUCAACUUUGUAAAGCGCUUGAUACAACAAAUCUCGAUGAUGAGAUAAAACCACAACUGAGCACCUCUGACGAGUAUCGUUCUAUAUCGUUAUGUGCACUCCAACGUAUCGCGACGUUAGGUGUCGGCGGAUUCGGUCGGGUCGAAUUGGUGAAAGCAAACGGAAAAGUGUUUGCACUAAAGGUGAUGAACAAGAAGCAUGUGGUGGAUUUGAAACAGGAGAAACAUGUGAUGUCUGAACGAAAAAUUCUGUUGUCUUCAGAUUCGCCUUUUAUUGUGAAGUUGCAUAAGACUUUCAAAGAUGCCGAGAAGCUCUAUAUGCUCAUGGAACCAUGCCUGGGUGGUGAAGUGUGGACGAUUUUGAAACGGAGAGGUCGGUGCGAUAGCGAAGCGGCACGAUUUUAUUGUGCAGCAGCGAUAGAAGCGUUACAAUACCUUCACGAUAGACAGAUUGUUUAUCGAGAUUUGAAACCAGAGAAUAUGUUGUUGGAUAGGGGUGGAUACCCGAAACUCGUUGACUUCGGUUUUGCGAAGCGAAUAGGACCUGAGGGCAGAACAUGGACGUUCUGCGGUACGGCUGAGUACGUGCCUCCGGAAAUUGUCCUGAACAAGGGUCAUGACACCUCGCUGGAUAUCUGGGCUCUCGGGAUUUUUAUGUACGAGUUACUGUCUGGAUCACCACCUUUCUCGAACUCUGACCCCAUGGUUGUAUAUAACGCAAUUCUGAGGGGUUUUGAUAAAUGGGCAUGGCCAAGAUAUUUCACAAAGGAUUCUAUCAACUUGAUACUUUCACUUUGUAAACAAGAUCCGGGCUUACGUUUGGGUUAUGGUCACCUCGACGACGUUCGUUCGCAUCCAUGGUUUAACGGUUUUGACUGGGCCGACUUUCGUGCCCGGAAUAUGAAGCCACCAGUAGUGCCUAUGAUAAAAUCCGAGGUCGAUACGAGUAAUUUCCUCACGUUUCCAGCAGUUGACUCAUUUGCAACGGGUAGCGACGAAUCUGGAUGGGACUUUGAGUUCUAA
Necator americanus (New World hookworm) is the source of this 1176-nucleotide messenger RNA. RefSeq lists its product as uncharacterized. NCBI's taxonomy places the organism in Eukaryota, Metazoa, Nematoda, Chromadorea, Rhabditida, Ancylostomatidae. The coding region runs from base 1 to 1176 and encodes 391 amino acids. Gene Ontology annotation, molecular function: ATP binding; cGMP-dependent protein kinase activity. The transcript is spliced from 11 exons. The record is from RefSeq and is a predicted model, not a curated record. Gene Ontology annotation, biological process: protein phosphorylation.